Pyricularia oryzae 70-15 is the source of this 2879-nucleotide messenger RNA. RefSeq names its product kinesin family protein. The record is from RefSeq and is a predicted model, not a curated record. Bases 243 to 2597 code for a protein of 784 amino acids. NCBI's taxonomy places the organism in Eukaryota, Fungi, Ascomycota, Sordariomycetes, Magnaporthales, Pyriculariaceae. Gene Ontology annotation, cellular component: nucleus; microtubule; kinesin complex. Gene Ontology annotation, biological process: microtubule-based movement. The transcript is spliced from 4 exons. Gene Ontology annotation, molecular function: microtubule motor activity; ATP hydrolysis activity; microtubule binding.
CACUCUGCCAAAUAAUUGACCAAAGUAAACACAAGCUUGAGCGGUCACAAAGAGACAGGCAACCUGCAUGUCACCGAUGGGGACGCAUCACAACCUGGUGGCUACACAUCCACAAUCAAUUUGGUCACGUCGACACUAUCGACGCAACUGAAUGACAAUACUGCUUCAAACUUGUCGGUGUACAACGAUCAUCACGUCGCGCUCCAUCAACAGACAGAUUUUAACGACUCCUCCACGUCGUGAUGGAGACUCCGUCCGCUACAAAGGACAACCUCUUUAAGGUUUUCCUGCGACUCCGACCUCCUCCUGCCGGGGUCGCGCCUAGUGAGCGCUUUCUCACAGUUGAACCGCAGAGUUCGGAUUCGACAUCUUCUACGCCUACUCACGUCACGUUGACACCGCCCAGUAACGCGCGAAAGCAUGCGACGGAAAAGUAUUGCUUCACGCAGGUACUAGAGGAGGAUGCAUCUCAACUUGAUGUUUUCCAGGGCACUGGAGUAAUUCCACUUAUUGAGGGCGUGUUGGGACCUAAUGGGGGGGAUGGUACAGAUGCACUUUUGGCAACAUUGGGUGUCACCGGCGCGGGAAAGACACACACGCUUCUAGGCUCCAAGACGCAGCGAGGCAUGACCCAGCUGUCUCUUGAAGUGCUCUUUCGCUCUAUCGGCCAAAACAUCGCCAGUCCUGGCGCUUACCCACCGCUCGAGACCUCAGUCGCAGCUUACGAUGCGUCAGAGGCAACCAUUCUCUCUGCAUCUGCAUUCCUCGAGUCUGUCUUUGCCGAUCCGCAUGGCCCAUCGCGCUCGAACUCAAGAGCACCAACUCCCAUGAUUGGUGAAUCUGCAGCUCCGCCCCUGACGCCCCGUCGACUGCUCAACCGGCCAUCAUCAUACCCGACGAUCCCUGAUGUCGGUGCCAUCAGCGUCCCUUGCGAUCCUUCUGCCGAAUACGCUGUUCUCGUGUCGAUGUACGAAGUUUACAACAAUGCGAUUCACGACUUGCUUACACCUCCCAUCAGGUCUGCGGCCACAAAAGAGUACCGUCGCCGUGCUCUGCUUUUCAAGGCGACCGAACUGUCCCCCGACCGCAAGGUGGUGGCCGGACUGAAGAAGAUCCUCUGCACUAAUCUGCAACAGGCUCUUAUGGUCUUGGAAGCUGGACUUCAAGAGAGAAGUGUUGCAGGAACAAACAGCAACCGUACUUCUUCCCGAAGCCACGGCUUUUUCUGUGUCGAGGUCAAAAAGCGCAGGAAGAGCAGGAGACAAGGCCACAGUACCGAGGCUCCUUGGGCUGGCAGCACAUUCACCAUUGUCGACCUGGCAGGAAGCGAACGUGCUCGCGAGGCCAAGACUACGGGAGUGACGUUGGCAGAGGCCGGCAAGAUUAACGAAAGCUUGAUGUACUUCGGUCAAUGCUUACAGCUUCAGGCGACUGCUGGUAACUCAGCAAAGCCAACAAACCUCUCAUUCCGCCACUGCAAACUGACCGAGAUUCUAUUCUCCAACAACUUUGCUUCGAAUGGAUUCAGCAAGUCAUACUCGGCACGACGUGCUCCCCAGAAGGGCGUCUUGAUUGUCAACGCCGACCCUCAUGGUGAAUUUAGCUCCACGUCACAAAUUCUCCGAUACAGCGCCCUGGCUUGUGAGGUGAUGGCACCACGGAUACCUUCCAUCACCCAGACAAUCCUAGCAGCGGCGGCAAAGACGAUUCACCCGAACAACCAUAGGGAAGCCAACAACACGAUGCUUCUGUCAUCAUCGCCCAUAUCAUCGUCUCCUGCUGUGCAUCACAGGCCGUUCUUCCCCCCAGGCAGUGUGGCUGGCUCCUCGAACUCAGUACCUCAGUACAACGACAACAGCCCCAACAUUCAAAGAACAUUUUCGCCUGCCAGUAACUCGUCCUCGGACGAUCGGGCCACUAUGGAGGCUGCAGCGCUGGAGAUCGCGAGGCUAUCGGAAGAACUUGAGUACAUGCGACAGUCAUGCGAGACAGAACGGGCAAGGCGUGUUGAGGCAGAGGAUCAGCUGUUGUCGGUGGAGGACCGUCUAAUAGACCUUGAGCAGGAGAUUCGCGAAGACUGUGCAGCCGAGUUUGAGCAGCGGCUUGCCGUGGAGCUCGCGAGGUGGAAAGCCUCUAUGGAACUGGAGAAGGAACGAGGCGAGGAGCACUGGGAUCGCAAAAUCGAGGUCUAUGAGCGUGCUGCCAAUGUCCAGGUGCUUGCAACGGACGGCGAUGAGAACGAUGGCGACAACAAGGAAAAUGUCCUCAUCGAGAAUCUCGAAGAAGAGAACACCCGUCUGCGCCGUGAGGUUCAAGUGCUUAAGCGUGAGCUUCUAGGCCGGAGUCCGACCAAACGCAAGCCCCUGGCCGAGCGCGAUGAUCUGGCCACCGAGGAUAUGGCAGCGCCACACCAAACCGGAGACAGUCUACAUAGCAAGAUGGAACAGCUGAGAGUCAGCGAGGUUGGCCGUGCAAGCUCAACCUCCAACUCGAGUCGAGCCACGGUCCAGAGCACUGCCGGUGGCAGUCCCAGGAAAGUGCGCAAGCUGGUUGCCAAGCGGUGGGAUUUAUCUGCGGCCAACGAUGACGGUUUCUGAUCUUGCAGUUUGACUGCUCCUGACUAACAGCGUCCAUCUGGGACUCGAUUGCCCGGUUGGCAAAUGCGGUGUUGUUUUGAUCGAUUAAUGACCAUGUUCUAUGGAGAUGGUGGAUACCCCUUGCUCGUUACGGUUGUUUUCGUUGGUCUAGAACUAGUUCUUUGUUUAUACUUGCUAAUAACUCUCCUAUUAAUGCGGAUAUUACGGUACCAUGGGACACGUUUGCAUUGUUUUGUUGAGUUUUGCUUUGUCAAUGUCGGAAUAUAUCUUGCGAAGCCUUGG